This is a messenger RNA of Cucurbitaria berberidis CBS 394.84, 2430 nucleotides long. RefSeq lists its product as uncharacterized. Lineage: Eukaryota; Fungi; Ascomycota; Dothideomycetes; Pleosporales; Cucurbitariaceae. The record is from RefSeq and is a predicted model, not a curated record. Gene Ontology annotation, molecular function: ATP binding; protein kinase activity. The transcript is spliced from 2 exons. Gene Ontology annotation, biological process: protein phosphorylation. Bases 140 to 2089 code for a protein of 649 amino acids.
CUUCAUUUCAAAUUCGUUUAGACUAUUGUGACCACUUUGUUCACGUAUUUCUUCUCGUCGUCCUAUUUCUGGCCCCUUCGUCCUUCUGACCUUGAAUAUUUGAGCUGCUUCGCGAGACCCAGCCCCUACGAAUCGCAACAUGGCCGAAUUAGCUAUUGGGGGUGUAUCCUUCUUUUUCCAGGUGUUUGCCGGAUGUAUCCAAGGCUAUGAGUUGAUCGCGGAUGCGUGUCGUUUGCGGGAUGACUGCCAGGCUCUUCUUCUGAAAUUCAAGAUCGAGGAGCAUCGACUGCUCAAUUGGGCUAAACUUGUUCAGCUCGAUUACCGAGAUGACAAGUUAGUUCUUAAUCACCUAUCGAAGGGGUUGAUCAUCAACAUCAUGGAGCAGCAACAGAAGCUCCUGUUCUCGUUCGGCCGCCUCAACAAGAAGUACGAGAGACUCACAGACCCCCUGCUGGUAGAAGAGGUUCAAGAGUUUGUCUUGGAGAACUCUGAUCGGCUGCUCGAGAAUGGCAGCACGAACGGUACUAACGGUACCAACGGCACCGCGAAAGGACAUAAGAAGUCCGUCCAGUUUCCACCAACCGAAGAGCUCGUCAAAAUGUCCCUCAAAUUCAUGCAAAACUUCAAAGACACUCCAAGGCGGCUCAAAUGGGCGGUGUUCGAUCAUAAGAAGAUGGAGAGCUUGAUCGUCAAAUUGACCGACUUCAACGACAAGAUGCACGAUGCCCUCGACAAGGCACAAAUGGACCUCCUUAUCGACAUGCAGACCCGUACGAAUGACCAAAUCGUUCUCCUCAACAGGACCAUGUCGCACAUGGUUCAGAUCUAUAGAUCUGAGCAGCUUGCAUUCCACCGACACUACUCCAUCAUGGAUGUCGAGGACUCCGAGUACGAUGAACUUUAUGGCGGUGUGGGACCUGUGACUCGCGAUGCCGCGCCACAAGCCCUCGCUGCACUGGCGCAGCAGAAUUACAUCCACCUUGCGAUCGAAGAGUCACAACUUGUUACGGAGGGGGAUGCAAAUGAGAUUGGGUUGCCACGCCUGGCAAAAGACACUGAACUCCUGUUCGAGGACGUGUAUCCCAAAACAGGGCGAUAUUUCCCCGCCGACAUUGAUGAAGGUCUCCGGACGGAAGCAGUCUACAACAACACUUCCGUCUGGAUCGAAUGGAAGAAUCCCGAUCCAUCGGGCCCGGCCCAGCACGACGGUGCGAUUGAUCCCAAGAUCCACGCGCGCGUCAAGAAACUAGCUACUUUACUCAACAAGAAUAACAGAACGGUCCGCUUUAGAGCGCCGUUCUGUCGCGGGUACUUCAUUGAUGAAGAUGAAGGACGCUUCGGCUUGGUGUUUGAGAAGCCUGCAUCAGUGCCUGCAGACACGGAGCCUACGUCUCUAUACUCGCUGAUCAAGGCUGCAAACGAGGAUGGCUCAAGCAUCGAAAUGCCCUCCCUCACAGACCGCAUCAAGCUCAUGAAACUUGUCUGCGAAACAGUUGAGCGCCUCCACGCCGUCGACUGGCUGCACAAGGGCCUGCGCUCCGCCAACAUCCUCCUGUUCCCCAAGAAAGAUGGCGAGAUAAACUAUAUCGAUCCGUACAUCUCAGGAUUCGACUACUCCCGCCCCGCCGCCAGCGACGACAUGACGGAGCGGCCUCUCGAGAAUCCUUCAGCGGAUAUCUACCGCCACCCCACCGUGCAGCACGAGGGCAACCGCGAGAAAACCUCCGGUCGCGAGAGCUACAAGAAAUCCUUCGACCUCUACUCGCUGGGCAUCGUGCUCCUCGAGAUUGCGUACUGGAAGACGAUUGAUCAGAUUCUCGACAUCAAUCUGGACAAUCCUCGAUUGAAACCAAAGGAUACGUGGGCGGUCAGAGAGCGGUUGUUGUUCACGCAGCAUGGGCAUUUGAAGUUUGUCAAGAGUUAUCUGGGAAACACGGUGGAGAAGGUGAUUAGGUCUUGCCUUGAGGGGCCUACUGCGUUUGGGCUGGAGGCGGAUUGUGAUGAGAAGAGGGAGGUGGUUGCUGCUGCGUUGCAGAGGGCGUUUGGCGAGAACGUUGUGAAGAAGUUGGCCUUUAUGCAGGGGUUGUAGAUUUUUGGCUGUUGUGUAGGCGUCUGGAGUCUUCUCUAUGUAAUUGUAACGCAGUUAUGACAUUCUCGGCGAUUGUUUGUUGGUCUUAAGACCUAGCAUUGUGCUAACAACAUCGAUCUUCCAUCCCUAGGUCCAUAAGUGAUUUUCAAUUAUGUAAAUCCUCAUGUCCGAUUGGGUGAAGAUUAGAUGGGCCCACUUGCAUUGCCCUGGAAGCGGUGUGGUAAAGGGAAUGAAACUUGUACCUAGAUAAUCAUCUUCACAAGUCAAAGUCCAAUCGUCGCGUGUGGUGUCACUGGGUAUUGAUGUCACCUAACCUAUCGAGAAAGACUUUCCAAUAUAUC